GUCUUUCUUAAUUGUUUAAUGCGUACUGGUUACUCCUUUUUAAUUCAACAAUAAUUUUCUAUUCUUAACAACAUUAAUCACAUCACGUAGGAUUAUAUAGAAGUUGGAGAAACAAUCACAUUCCGUUGAAGAAGAAAAGAUUAUAUACGAUUCCGUUUCAUUGACCCCCCGAUUUUAAAAAUUAAAAUCACCACGGAGUACUGUUUUUUGCUUCAAUUUCGCUGAUCUGAUUUGAUUGUUCUUCUCAGAGUUUCAGGUUUCUGCUCCCUUUUCCGCCAUUGAAACUGCUCUAUUAUACUUCACUGCACACUCGCACUACCAAUAUAUAUGACUGAAAUGAGUAACUGCUUAUCAAAAUGCAGCAGAUCUAGGGUUUUAAUAAUGCUGGUUUCUUACCUGACUGUUUUUUUAUUUGCAGUGGGGUUGCGGGUUUUUCUUUUUUCUUUUUUGAUAUCCAAUUCUAAUGAGACAUUGAGAUUUUGGUGGGAGCGGAACUGUACUCUGUGAAGAUGAGCGAAGGGCAGCGGUUUCAGCUGGGGACUGUCGGAGCCCUGAGUUUAUCCGUGGUUUCAUCGGUUUCUAUUGUGAUUUGCAACAAGGCUUUGAUCAGUACUCUGGGUUUUACUUUCGCUACAACAUUAACAAGUUGGCAUCUUCUGGUCACCUUUUGUUCUCUUCAUGUCGCAUUAUGGUUAAAAUUGUUUGAGCACAAGCCUUUUGAUCCUAGAGCUGUAAUGGGCUUUGGGGUGCUGAAUGGAACAUCCAUUGGACUCCUGAAUCUGAGCCUGGGUUUUAAUUCUGUUGGAUUUUAUCAGGUUGAGUUUCAUCUUUUCCCUUCCACUCUGUUCUGACCUGUGUUUUAAGGUGUUGAUGUUGUUUAAUAAGUCUGGUGCAUUAAGAUUAUGAUGUUUGAUAACUUGUUCUGCUUCUCUUGAUCAUCCAUAUAACUGAAGUUUCGAAUUGUCGAUUGAGUAUGAAAGUAGUAAUAGUGAUUCUGCCUUACAUUUGCAGUAGGAACAUUUAGGUGAUGCCUAUGUUUGCGAGGAAGCUUGAUGCUAAUAGUUUUAAUCAAACAUUAAGUGUGUAUAUCCACUUUCCUUGUGAUAUUGCAACAAAUGUACCGCUCUGCUGAAAGCUUCAGAGCAAGUUGGUUUACUAGACUUUGUCUUCAAGUUUAUUCCUGUGCGUAGUUAUCAUAAUUUGUUCUUUUGGAAACAUAUCUGAUUGUUUUUGCCCUCUUCUCUACGCAGAUGACUAAAUUAGCCAUCAUCCCCUGCACAGUUUUGUUGGAGACACUCUUUUUCAGAAAGAAAUUCAGUAGGAACAUCCAGUUUUCAUUGGGCAUUCUUCUCUUGGGAGUUGGAAUUGCAACUGUCACUGAUCUGCAGCUCAACCUUGUGGGUUCUGUCUUGUCCCUGCUGGCAGUUAUUACAACCUGUAUAGCACAAAUUAUGACUAAUACUAUCCAGAAGAAGUUUAAGGUGUCAUCAACCCAACUCUUGUAUCAAUCUUGCCCUUAUCAAGCAAUCACGCUUUUUGUAACUGGACCAUUUGUUGAUGGACUUUUGACAAACUUAAAUGUAUUUGCCUUCCAAUACACCCCACAAGUGUUGGCAUUCAUUGUUCUGUCCUGCUUGAUCUCAGUUUCUGUAAACUUCAGUACCUUUCUAGUCAUUGGGAAGACAUCCCCUGUCACUUAUCAGGUCCUUGGACAUCUAAAAACUUGCCUUGUAUUGGCCUUUGGUUAUGUCCUUCUACAUGACCCAUUCAGCUGGCGGAAUAUUCUAGGCAUCUUGAUUGCUGUAGUUGGAAUGGUAGUCUACUCUUACUAUUGCACGCUAGAGAGUCAGCAAAAAGCCUCUGAAGGAGCUGCACAAUUGUCUCAGGUGAAGGAAAGUGAAUCUGAUCCUCUAAUAAGCGUGGAAAAUGGAGGGAGCAUCUUAAACGGUGACGCUGCUGCGAAUGCUGUUGGAUGGAAUUCAAACAAGGACCUGCGAGCAUAGUCUAUCCUCUUACUUCAUAUUGUAACUCAAAUACAGCGAUGAAGAUGUCGCUACUAAAGAUUUUCAUAGUGGCUCAAUAGAUGCGGCACAUUACAGUAGAUGAUAUAUACUUGUAUCUGGCAAGUUCUGAGCUUGAUGGGGAUUUAUUUGCGUUACAACAGUUUUGUUACUCAGGCAUGUGCCACAAAGAGUUUGAUAGCAGAGUGUAAACUUACCAGUUGUAGGGGUAUUGUUAGUCCAGGAGAGGAAGAAACACAUUUCUUCACCAACUUUUGCCAUUGAUCUCCUUUUUUUGACUGUGAUAACAGUCACUCAUCAUCAUCCGAAUGUAUUAUUUCUUUGGAUCCUUAAUCAUAUAAUAUAUCAUUCAGUAUAAAGCAAUUUUCAUGCUA
This is a messenger RNA of Oldenlandia corymbosa var. corymbosa, 2395 nucleotides long. The record is from the annotation of a GenBank genome assembly. Lineage: Eukaryota; Viridiplantae; Streptophyta; Magnoliopsida; Gentianales; Rubiaceae.